Messenger RNA from Cheilinus undulatus (humphead wrasse), 3758 nucleotides. It is a transcript of the gene nol6, whose product is annotated as nucleolar protein 6 (RNA-associated). The record is from RefSeq and is a predicted model, not a curated record. NCBI's taxonomy places the organism in Eukaryota, Metazoa, Chordata, Actinopteri, Labriformes, Labridae. The transcript has 26 exons. Gene Ontology annotation, biological process: rRNA processing; tRNA export from nucleus. The coding region runs from base 103 to 3534 and encodes 1143 amino acids. Gene Ontology annotation, cellular component: small-subunit processome; UTP-C complex; CURI complex.
UUGACCCUUUGCACAUGUGAGAGCGUAAUGGAGGGGAAGCAGUGUUGAUCAAAAAUACAAAUAAAAAGUCGGGACUGCCAUCACUUUGAAACUGGAGAAGACAUGAAGAAGAAGCAGACAGUUGUAGAGGAUCUCGAAGAGAUGAAUCCCUCAGACUCCUCAAAUGAAGGGGAGGAAAAUGAGGCUCCCAGUAAAGCCAAAAGGAGCAAACCAGCAGAGGAGGAUGUGGUCUAUCAUCCGGUGAAGCUCUCUCGUAGUGAUCUAUACAGACCUCCCACAGCAGAGGAGCUCAACCAGCUGAAAGAAACAGAAAGCCUGUUUCACUGCAGUCUGAUCAAAAUGCAGAUGGAGGAGCUGCUGAAAGAGGUCUCCCUGUGUGAGCGUAGGAAACAACAAAUAGACUCCUUCAUUCAGGCAGUCACCAAGCUGCUUCAGACUGUACCUGAGUCACCUGAGGUUGAAGUAAGUGACCUGUCAUGGCUGUCUGGAGCAGUUAAGGUCCCAUUCCUCUUGGUGCCCAAAACAACAAAGGGCAAAUUCCACAUGGCACCUCCUGCUUCGAUUGACCUGAUUGGCAGCUACCCUUUGGGCACUUGCACCAAACCACGCAUCAUAGUUGACCUGGCGGUCACAAUCCCACCUGACAUUCUCCACCCAAAGGAUGCCCUGAACCAGAGGUAUCCAAGGAAAAGGGCUCUCUACCUGGCAGGUCUGGCCCAGCACUUGAUGUCCUUCUCUGACAUUGGGACCAUGCGUUAUUCCUGUCUUCAUGGGAACCGUCUCCGCCCUGUUUUGCUGCUGACUCCUCCAGGUAAAGAAACAAACAGCUUCACUGUUCGUGUUCAUGCCUGUCCUCCUCCUGGAUUCUUCAAGCCAAGUCGUUUUCAUCCUCAGAGGAAUAAUAUUCGCACAGAGUGGUACACCGGAUUGCAGACCUCCCUUGCUGGUAAGAGCAGUGAACCUCCCACUCCACAUUACAACAGCUCUGUUCUGGGGGAUUUACUGCCCAGGGCUCACCACCAGUUUCUUUCGGCUGUCAGCUCCCAAUGCUCAGCUUUUGGUGAUGGGGUGGCUUUACUAAAAGUCUGGCUUCGUCAAAGAGAGCUUGACCUGGGCACUGGUGGUUUCAGUGGCUUCCUGGCUUCAAUGCUGUUGAGUUAUCUGCUGACCACUCACAGAAUCAGUAACACCAUGACAGCCUAUCAGCUGCUUCGGAACAGUCUGAACUUCUUGGCAUCAACAGAUCUGACAGUGAAUGGAAUCAGCCUAGCAAAAGAUCCUGACUCCACAGCUCCAUCUCUGUCAGAGUUCCACAGUGCUUUCCAGGUGGUGUUUGUUGACCCUUCCGGUCAUCUCAACAUGUGUGCCGACAUGACUGCUUGUACCUACAAACAGCUGCAGCAUGAAGCUUCUGUGUCGAUGCAGUUCUGGGACGACCCAACAGUGGACGGGUUCCACAGCCUCCUCAUGACCCCGAAACCCAUGAUAGAGACAAGCGACCAUGUCUUCCAGUUAUGUGAGCUGGUGAAGCUUCAGUCCAGCUGUAAGAAGCUGAAUCUUCUCAGUGAGCUGAUGGACCACAGUGGAAACUAUGUCCACACUGCGCUCCCUUUUAUUCUGUUACUUCUUCAGCAAGGCCUAGGCCAAAGGAUCAAGCUUCUUACGCACUCUCUGUCCCCAGAUCCUGAGUGGUCUGUUGAGAAUGAAGCUCCAAAACAUAAAGCCCAGCCUCCCCUCUCCUUUGGUUUGCUUCUAAGACCGGAUUUGGCAGCUUCUGUUCUGGAGAGAGGGCCUCCUGCAGACAGUCCUAAGGCUGCUGAGUUCCGUCAGCUAUGGGGCUCUCGCUCUGAGCUCCGUCGCUUUCAGGACGGUGCCAUCACUGAGGCCGUGCUGUGGGAGGGAGAGAGCACAUGCCAGAAGCGACUGGUUCCCAGACAGAUUAUCACACAUCUGCUGCAGCUACAUGCGGACAUCCCAGAGUCCUGUGUGCGAUAUGUGGGGGCGAUGGUGGAUGACGUCAUCAAAACGGGAAGUGAGGUUCCUACUACUGGAGAGGAGGAGAGUUUACUGGUGGUUCAGUCUUAUGAUGACUUGAGUAGAAAACUAUGGAGGCUGGAGGGUCUGCCUCUCUCCAUCACAGCAGUGCAAGGAGCCCACCAGGCACUUAGAUACACACAGGUCUUUCCUCCUGUGCCACUGAAGCUGGACUACUCCUUCUUUGACAGAGACAAGACUAGCAGAUCAUUAGUGCCAAAGGACGGAAAACCCUGUCCAGCGUACAUCACUCCUAUCACAGUGAUCUGUCACAUGGAAGGAAGCGGGAAGUGGCCACAUGACCGCCUCGCCAUCCGUCAUAUACGAGCUGCUUUUCAUAUCCACCUGGGCGAGUUGCUCAAGAAGCAUCAUAAUUAUACAUGCAGACCUUGCCCCACACACCUGGAUGUUUUGAAGGAUGGUUUGGUGUUCCGCAUCCAGGUGGCAUACCACCGUGAGCCCCAAGUGCUGCGGGAGAGUUUGAAUGCAGAAGGGCUGCUGGUUGUAAGGGACAAUGAGGAGGCUCAGGCGCUGGAGAUGGCCACCAUACAUAAGCCUCUACUUACAAGCACAUUGCACGGGCUCCAGCAGCAGCAUACAUGUUUCGGAGCAGUGUGUCGUCUGGCCAAACGCUGGCUGGGGUCUCAGCUCUUCAGCGAAGACCUAACAGAGGACACAGCAGACCUUUUGGUGGCGUCGCUUUUCCUACAUCCUGCCCCCUUUACGCCUCCAGGUUCUCCUCAGGUCGGCUUCCUUCGCUUCCUUCAUCUGCUCUCUUCCUUUGACUGGAGGAACAACCCGCUGGUUGUCAACCUAAACAACCAGCUCACAGCUGCCGACUACACAGAGAUCAAGAACGACUUCAUGUCCUCAAGGGAGUCUCUGCCCGUCAUGUUUAUAGCUACGCCUAAAGAUAAAAAACUAUCUUUGUGGACCAAGAGAGCGCCAAGUGUGCAGAUGCUGCAGCGCAUGGUGAUGAUGGCUGCAGAGAGUCUGAAGGUACUGGGACAGCAGCUGAUGGACAGCAGCCAAAUAGAAGAUGUCAGGGUGGUGAUGCGUCCUCCUCUAGAUGCCUAUGACGUGUUGAUCCACCUGAACCCAAAGCAGGUCCCCUUGCUCAGCCAAGCAGUGGACCCCCCAACUGUCACCUUCAGCAGGGGCGUCAUGCCUGGCACCGUGUCGGCAUCUGGAGGGGCCCUGCCUGUUAUCGACUACAAUCCUGUGUCCCUUUACCUGUCAGAGCUUAGAGAGGCUUUUGGAGACAUAGCCCUCUUCUUCUGUGAUCCCUUUGGUGGAACAGUUAUCGCGGUUGUGUGGAAGCCAAAAGCCUUCACCCCUGCACCCUUUAAGACGUCACAGGUGUCUGCUCGGACCGUUCAGGUGACCGGGGACGACGCGAAAACCAUUCCUAACGUCGAGGCAAUUUUGGAGGACUUCCAGGUCAUUGGAAAGGGUCUAGUCAAGUCAGUUGAAGCUAGGACUGAGAAAUGGUCGUUUUAGAGGAGUGCAAAUGGGCACGCCCACAGAACACAUUACCAGGUAUUUUACACAGCAGAAGAUACCUUUUGUUUGUUUUUUUGCUCAUCAAGUCAGGAAAUAUGAAACGGAUGAAUUUUGGACAUUUUCUUAACAACUUACUUGUUUAUAAUGUUGCAGUUGAACAAAAGACAUGUUUGUCUAGUGUAACCUGUAUGCUGCAUAAUAAAUGCAUGUCUUCUCUUUGA